Molecule: messenger RNA, 1904 nt
Organism: Myotis myotis
Lineage: Eukaryota; Metazoa; Chordata; Mammalia; Chiroptera; Vespertilionidae
Gene: SLC35H1
Product: solute carrier family 35 member C2
Exons: 10
Coding region: 333-1466 (377 amino acids)
Biological process (GO): UDP-glucose transmembrane transport
Cellular component (GO): Golgi apparatus; cis-Golgi network; endoplasmic reticulum-Golgi intermediate compartment
Molecular function (GO): antiporter activity
Source: RefSeq, a predicted model, not a curated record
GGCUUCGGCGGAAAUGCUCCUGCGACCACGCAACGCCGGCCUCGCACUUCCGGCAGGAGGAUCGCGGCCGGGAGCGCCCGGGCCGAGCCUCAGACCUGGACCGUGAGCCCUGCACCCGGUGACCAUGGAGAGGAUGGGCUCGGCCCACCAGCCCCUUAGGUGAGGACUCCGCCCAGGCUCCGAUAACCAUCCUGAUCAUGGAGUGAAGAGAACUCCUAACCAGGCCACGUUCUUGCUGAAAGUCGUGGCGCAGGUCCAGCGGCUCUUCCUGCCCGUCUUCAGGAGAGGUGCCUGCCCCCGCCGACCCCAGCUGGGAGCAGCUGCUUCCACAGAUGGGGAGGUGGGCCCUCGACGUGGCCUUUGUGUGGAGGGCAAUGUUGACCCUGGGGCUGGUCCUUCUCUACUACUGCUUCUCCAUCGGCAUCACCUUCUACAACAAAUGGCUGACAAAGAGCUUCCACUUCCCCCUCUUCAUGACCAUGCUGCACCUGGCCGUGAUCUUCCUGUUCUCCGCCCUGUCCAGGGCUCUGGUCCAGUGCUCCAGCCACAGGACCCGCGUGGUGCUGAGCUGGACCGACUACCUCAGAAGAGUAGCUCCGACAGCGCUGGCUACGGCACUUGACGUGGGCUUGUCCAACUGGAGCUUCCUCUACAUCACCGUCUCACUGUACACAAUGACCAAAUCCUCAGCCGUCCUCUUCAUCUUGAUCUUCUCUCUGAUCUUCAAGCUGGAGGAGCUGGUGAGGCCCCAGCAUCCCCUGAGUCCCUCCUACCCCCUCAGGUGCGGGCGGCGCUGGUCCUGGUGGUCCUCCUCAUCGCCGGGGGCCUCUUCAUGUUCACCUACAAGUCCACGCAGUUCAACAUGGAGGGCUUUGCCUUGGUGCUGGGGGCCUCGUUCAUCGGUGGCAUUCGCUGGACCCUCACGCAGAUUCUCCUGCAGAAGGCGGAUCUUGAACCCCAUCGACACCAUGUUCCACCUGCAGCCACUCAUGUUUCUCGGGCUCUUCCCCCUCUUUGCCAUAUUUGAAGGUCUCCAUUUGUCCACAUCUGAGAAAAUCUUCCGUUUCCAGGACACAGGGCUGCUCCUGCGGGUACUUGGGAGCCUCUUCCUUGGCGGGAUUCUUGCCUUUGGUUUGGGUUUCUCCGAGUUCCUCCUGGUUUCCAGAACCUCCAGCCUUACUCUCUCCAUUGCCGGCAUUUUUAAGGAAGUCUGCACUUUGCUGUUGGCAGCUCAUCUGCUGGGCGACCAGAUCAGCCUCCUGAACUGGCUGGGCUUCGCCCUCUGCCUCUCGGGAAUAUCCCUGCAUGUCGCCCUCAAAGCCUUGCACUCCAGAGGUGAUGGCGACCCUAAACCUUCAAAGGGGCUGGGCUCCAACCCCGACCUGGAGCUGCUGCUCCGGAGCAGCCAGCCAGAGGAAGGGGAUAAUGAGGCGGCGGAGGAGGAGGACUUUGUGGCCCAGGGGUAGCAGCGACCAGCCUGGGGAGCAGCUUUGAAGCAGGCCGCUCCCAGUCUUCAUGCUGAUGGAGCUCAGGGACCAGGUGGUUUCUCACAGCAGCUGGGAGCAGCGGGCCAGCAGUGUCCACGCUGGGCCUCGGGUAGCACGGGACCCAUGGUGGGGCCGAGUCGGAGAGUUGGCCAGAGGGGUGAGCACCAGGCCAGAACAGGCCUCACGCUGUGCUGGAGUUGCAGCGGAGGAACGGAGGGCUGUUCUCAACUGCUUGCCAGGCUCUGGCUGCCAAGAUCAUGAUUUCAGAGGCAUCACAGGUGUCUAAGGGGCCUGGGCCUGGACUGCAGAGCAGUUGGGAAGGGGAGAUGGAGAGCUGGGGGCUUAUCACCUGGACAGCUCUUUGCUCUGAGAGCAGAUCUAUUUAUAGUUUGGAAAUAAAGGGUUUACAGUCCACUA